Mercurialis annua (annual mercury) is the source of this 1586-nucleotide messenger RNA. RefSeq names its product protein BIG GRAIN 1-like A. Gene Ontology annotation, biological process: auxin-activated signaling pathway. The coding region runs from base 16 to 1545 and encodes 509 amino acids. The transcript has a single exon. NCBI's taxonomy places the organism in Eukaryota, Viridiplantae, Streptophyta, Magnoliopsida, Malpighiales, Euphorbiaceae. The record is from RefSeq and is a predicted model, not a curated record.
GAAAAAAAACAGAAGAUGCACGCGCAUGGUAGAUGGAUUAGAAUCAAAUGUCUGAAAUCUGAAGAAUCAUCCCUUUAUAAAGCAUCUCCCUUCUCUUCAAACUUCAAGGCGUGCUCUCUUUAUUCUCUUUUCUUCUUCCCCAAUUGGCUGUUUUUUCACAACUCAAGGCGUGCCAUUCCAAACCCAUCAAUCAUUCUUGUUUUCUUCAUUUUGUUCUUGUUUCAGACUACACAUCAAAAAGAAAACAAAAACACAAUCUUAGUACUUGUCUUUCUUGAAUUUCUUGCGUAUAGACAACAAAUGACAGGCGAAAAAUGCAGAUACCCGUCUUUUUCUUCCACUCUUCUUGAUCACAUCUAUAGUAGUAUUUCCGAAGGUGACACGAGGCAUGAAGAUUUGAAAUUCUACGGAGAAAAAAUGGCGAAGAAUCAAACUAAAGACGCGAAUGUAAAGAAAAAAGACGACGAAGAGGAAAUUAUGGCGUCUGUUCGUCGAGCUUGUUUGGUCGAUAAAUGGAUGGACCAUAAGGUUAAGGUUAUUAAGAAUACUAAAUCACGUCGUGAUCACGAUCUUGAUCAAGAUCGUGAUGCUCUGUUUUUCAGCUCGGCGUCCACCUCUUCGGACUCGAGUUUUGGUGGGUUUUCAUCUUCAGAUACGGAGUCAAUCUACUGUGGAAGAUCAAGAUCAAGAACCAGUUCGUACGCUCAGACGAGGCCUAAGCCUGUAAGGACAACAGUUUCAGCUCCUCGAUCAGGAAAAACAGAGUCUCUGUUUGAUGAUUAUCCUUACUAUAAUUCUGCUACAGAACAACACACUCCGAGGCUUGAAGAAAAUAUAAUCAAGUCCAAAUCGAGAGCGUUGAAGAUUUACGACAAUUUAAAGAAGGUGAAACAGCCGCUUUCACCAGGCGGUAAGCUGUCGAAUUUCAUCAAUUCUCUUUUUAAUAACUCAACAAAUUCAAAGAAAUCGAAAAAGUUCGACGAAGAGAUCAGAAAACCGCAAGCUUCGUCAACCUGUUCGUCAGCUUCAUCGUUUUCAAGGUCAUGCUUAAGCAAAAGUUCACCAUCCACACGAGAAAAAUCAAGAAACGGAGUCAAAAGAAGUGUUCGAUUUUACGAACAAGAAAAACCACCGGCUCUCAUGUCGGUUUCUUUGCCGACAGCAUGGCAAAUUGGGAAAUCUCCGGCGAGAAAAAUGGACGAUGAGCUAAGGUAUCAAGUAAUGGAGAGGAGCAGAAGAGUUGAAGAAGUGGCCAGAGAAAUCUUGAAAGACUAUCAUCAAAAUCAAAGGAAAUAUGACCAUAACAAUAAAAAUAAAAUUGAUGAUGAUGAUGUAAUAAUGAGAAAAAUUCGUCGUAAUUAUAAUGAUCGUUUCGAGAAUGAAGAAGAUGAAGACGAUGAUGCAUCGAGUUGUUCGAGUUCGGAUUUAUUCGAACUCGAUCAUCUUUCAGUAAUUGGUAAAGAAAGGUAUUGUCAAGAGCUCCCUGUGUAUGAAACUACUCAUUUUAGUACUAAUCGUGCCAUAGCUAAUGGCUUAAUUAUGUAAAUCUUACUUAAUGUUUAUAUAAAUUAAAAUUUUAGUUUGAA